AUGCCCUCCCCCACGGGCAACGACCUGACAGAGGCACACCAGCUGCCAGCAUUCUACUCGCCACGCGCCACGCCCGCCGACGCGGGCAUCGAGGACCAUGGCGACGUCGCCUCCGCUCCAGUAGACGACCUGUCGCUGUCCCCCGCCGCCGUCGGCACGCCCUCGUCCCAACCCCCGCCGCCGUCGCUCCUGUCGCCGGCAUUCACACCCCCGGCCACCCCCGGCACGCAGACACCUAAGACUCGGGGACCUCGAAGCGUCCCUGUUGACAGCUCCAUACCAUCAGGCGGUUGCGGCUCCAAGAAGCCCCGUUUGCUCGAGAAGCUACCCGAAGUGCAAUGCCUCGUUCGUGCGCGCAUCCCGACCGUCAGUGGCACGGAAAUGUUUCUACACCUCUACACCAACAAUGUCGAUAAUAAGGAGCAUCUUGCCAUUGUUUUUGGCAAGCACAUCCGCAGCAAGAGUUUGGACGCGCCGCGCGAGGGAGAGACGGAGAUGGACCGCAUGAUUCGCGGCGCCUACACAGGCCGCUUGUUUCCCGGCCGCACCACGAGUGGCAUGGCCGCCAGCGAGCCCAACACACCAGUAUCAGAGCCUGCGACAACCAAGGCCGCGGAUCCUCCCUUGGUGCGAAUUCACUCAGAGUGCUAUACGGGCGAGACUGCCUGGUCUGCGCGAUGCGACUGCGGCGAGCAGCUCGACGAGGCCGCCCGGCUGAUGGGCCUCUCCGACAACGAGAGCGGUGGAAUUAUCAUCUACUUGCGACAAGAAGGCCGCGGUAUUGGGUUGGGCGAGAAGCUCAAGGCCUACAACCUGCAGGACCUGGGAUCCGAUACUGUCGAGGCGAACCUGCUCCUCCGCCACCCUGCGGAUGCCAGAAGCUACGGCUUAGCCACGGCUAUGCUGCUCGAUCUCGGACAAGAUAGUGUGCGGCUGCUGACCAAUAACCCUGACAAGAUCCGUGCCGUUGAAGGGCCCAACAGAGAGGUGAUUGUCAAGGAGAGAGUUGCCAUGGUACCACUCUCGUGGCGCGGAAAGGGCGGUUUUCGAAGCGAAGAGGUAGAAGGCUACCUGAAAACAAAGAUCGAACGAAUGGGCCACAUGUUGGACAUGGGAGGCAUGCCACACUAG
Molecule: messenger RNA, 1131 nt
Organism: Cordyceps fumosorosea ARSEF 2679
Lineage: Eukaryota; Fungi; Ascomycota; Sordariomycetes; Hypocreales; Cordycipitaceae
Product: GTP cyclohydrolase-2
Exons: 2
Coding region: 1-1131 (376 amino acids)
Biological process (GO): riboflavin biosynthetic process
Molecular function (GO): GTP cyclohydrolase II activity
Source: RefSeq, a predicted model, not a curated record